AUGGCGCUCUUCAUUCUGUCAUUGCUCUUUCUCAUUCGUUCCGUGUCGGGCUGCCUUACCCAAAACGAAACGGGUAGCGAAACCUACGUUUAUGAUCGCAGCCAUGUUUUUGGCAGAGUUCCCAGACAUCCCGUGAGUACAACUGACCGAUUUGCUGGUGGAACUAUCGCUCCAAGAGGUCUUGGAUCUCAGCCAGGUGGCACUGUGAUCAGCAGUGUCAUGAACGUUGAUGAGAUUACCUCCGCCGUCAAAGGCCUUGCCAAUGAAUUUGGCUUAGAAGUCUUCAAUAUGCCCGAAGCCACCCAUGAGGGUCGCCAGAUGCUCGGAGUGAAGAUUCCCAAUGGGCUUAGCUGCGAUGCAUCUUUCCGCGUGUUUCUAGAGGCUGGGAUUCAUGCUCGAGAGCGUGGCGGGCCCGACGGCCUCAUAUACUUCAUUUCAGACCUUCUCUGGGCUCAGCGGGAGGGUACAGGCUUGACAUAUGGGGGCAAGGAGUACACCAAUGGCGAUGUUAAGACUGCCCUAUCCACUGGCAUCGUCUUCCUUCCUCUUGUCAAUCCCGACGGUGUCCGCUAUGACCAAACAACAGAUUCUUGUUGGCGGAAGAAUCGCAAUCCCACCAACCCUGUUGACCUCAACCGCAACUUUGACUUUCUCUGGGAUGUGAACACGGCGUUUUAUCCCGGCAUUUCUAGUACGACAGGGACGUCCAAUGUCAACGCGGAGACAUAUCAUGGCACAGCCCCCUUUUCUGAACCAGAGACUCGCAAUGUCAGAUGGGCCAUGGAUAAAUUCACCAAGCUUCGCUGGUUUGUUGAUCUACACUCCUUCUCAGGGCUCGUCUUGUAUCCCUGGGGAUCAGACCAAAACCAAGCGUUUGACCCAAGCCAAACAUUCACCAAUCCUGCCUACAAUGGAAAGAGAGGCAAGAUCCCAGACACUCCCGGCUUGGAGUACAGAGAAUACAUUCCAUUCCCCGACUGGGACGCAUCAAUCAUAGCUGCAACCCAUGUCGCAAGUGGGAUGGCAGGAGUUGCAAAUCCUCCUCGGCAUUACGAUGCCAAGGAGUCCAACAGCUUGUACCCAACAUCGGGUUCGGCGGACGACUACGCUUUCUCGCGGCACAUUGUCAAUAGUGCCAAGAGCUUGAUCUACGGCUUCACGAUCGAAUUCGGGUUCCCGGAAGCGCCGUGCGAGUUCUACCCAACCACGGACAACUUCCACCUGAACACUCGUGAGAUUGGCGCUGGAUACAUGGAGUUUCUCCUCACGGCUGCACGCCAGGGUCUCGGUAGCGCACGGGAAUGUCCAACAGGGCCCAACCCGACGUGCGCUCCAACCUGCACGCCUGGCCUUCCUAUCCAAUGCGGCGGUCGAGCCACCUGCGAGAUAUUCAAUCCAACCAACGGGGCUCCGAACUUUGGCAAUGCAUACUGCUUCUGUCAGGCCGGGUAUAAGGCGUCAGGGGUGAGCAAUACGGACACAAGCAAGCAGUAUCAUGUCUCGUGGGUGAAUUCGUUUGGGGACCAGACGCACCGUGUUAUGGUACGCCCUGGACAGGAUUGCUGGGAUGUGUGUAGCGACAAUCGAUGUACCGAGGUUCUCACCAACGAUGCUUGCCGUUGA
Clonostachys rhizophaga is the source of this 1623-nucleotide messenger RNA. Lineage: Eukaryota; Fungi; Ascomycota; Sordariomycetes; Hypocreales; Bionectriaceae. The record is from the annotation of a GenBank genome assembly.